GAUGCAGCAUCUCUUGGAUCUCAGAAGGGUGGAAUAACAAAACAAGGAUGGCUCUACAAAGGCAACAUGAAUAGUGCAAUCAGUGUGACAAUGAGAUCAUUUAAAAGAAGAUUUUUCCACUUAAUCCAACUUGGUGAUGGAUCCUAUAAUCUCAAUUUCUACAAAGAUGAAAAAAUAUCGAAAGAACCUAAAGGAUCAAUAUUUCUAGAUUCAUGCAUGGGAGUGGUUCAGAACAAUAAAGUCAGACGUUUUGCAUUUGAGCUUAAGAUGCAAGACAAGAGUAGUUACCUUUUAGCUGCAGACAGUGAACUUGAAAUGGAAGAAUGGAUAAACACUCUGAACAAAAUCCUUCAGCUUAACUUUGAGGCUGCAAUGCAAGAAAAAAGAAAUGGGGAGUCUCAUGAAGAUGAUGAAGUAAGCAAAAUGGACAGCUCAUCAAGUAGUUUUGAUAACUACUAUCCUGAAAUUGCCAAGAGUACGAGAGAAGCAGAAAUCAAGUUGAAAAGUGAAAGCAGAGUUAAACUUUUUGCCUUGGAUCCGGAUGCACAGAAACUUGACUUUUCUGGUAUUGAACCAGAAGUGAAGCCAUUUGAAGAGAAAUUUGGAAAAAGAAUUCUUGUGAAGUGUAAUGAUUUAUCUUUUAAUUUGCAAAGCUGUGUUGCAGAAAAUGAAGAAGGACCAACAACAAAUGUAGAACCUUUCUUUGUCACAUUAUCACUAUUUGAUAUCAAAAACAACCGGAAGAUUUCAGCUGACUUCCAUGUUGAUUUGAACCAUCCUUCAGUAAGGCAUAUGAUACCCAAUGCAUCUCAACAAAUGACGAAUGGCAGUGGUGAUGGCUUACACAGAAUUCAAGAUGUUUAUGAAACUGUGUUACAAUAUCCAAAGCAGGGAAUAUUCUCAGUCACGUGUCCUCAUACUGACAUUUUCCUUGUGGCUAGAAUAGAAAAAGUACUACAGGGAAGUAUUACGCAUUGUGCUGAACCAUAUAUGAAAAGUUCAGAUUCUUCAAAGGCUGCACAGAAAGUCUUAAAGAAUGCUAAGCAGGCAUGCCAGAGAUUAGGUCAAUAUAGAAUGCCUUUUGCCUGGGCAGCUAGGACGCUGUUUAAAGAUGCCUCAGGAACCCUGGACAAAAAUGCAAGGUUUUCUCCUCUCUUCAGGCAAGACAGUAAUAAACUUUCAAAUGAAGACAUGCUGAAAUUGUUAGCAGAUUUCAGGAAACCCGAAAAAAUGGCCAAACUUCCUGUUAUUUUAGGAAAUCUAGAUGUUACAAUUGAUAAUGUGUCACCAGAUUUUCCGAAUUAUGUUAACUCAUCAUACAUUCCCAUGAAACAGUUUGAAAACAGCACCAAGACACUAAUAACAUUUGAAAUAGAGGAAUUUGUUCCCUGUAUACCGAAACACACUCAGCCUUUCACCAUCUACAACAAUCAUCUUUAUGUUUAUCCAAAGCACUUGAAAUAUGACAGUCAAAAGUCUUUUGCAAAGGCUAGAAAUAUUGCAGUAUGCAUUGAGUUCAAAGAUUCUGAUGAAGAGGAGUCUUUGCCUUUAAAGUGUAUCUAUGGUAGGCCAGGUGGACCGGUAUUUACUAGAAGUGCAUUUGCUGCUGUUCUGCAUCACCAUCAAAAUCCAGAGUUUUAUGACGAGAUUAAAAUUGAAUUGCCCACUCAGUUACAUGAAAAGCACCAUUUGUUGUUCACCUUCUAUCAUGUCAGCUGUGAUAGUUCAAGCAAAGGGAGUACAAAGAAGAAAGAUGUCGUUGAAACACAAGUUGGGUAUUCUUGGCUUCCUCUAAUAAAAGAUGGAAGAGUGGUGACCAAUGAGCAGCACAUCCCAGUGUCAGCAAAUCUUCCCUCAGGCUACCUUAGUUAUCAAGAAGUGGGGGUUGGAAAGCAUUCUGGUCCUGAAAUUAAAUGGGUAGAUGGAGGCAAACAAUUGUUAAAAAUAUCCACUCAUCUGGUGUCAACUGUGUAUACACAGGAUCAGCACUUGCAUAAUUUUUUUCAGUACUGUCAGAAAACAGAGUCUGGAGCUCGUGCACUAGGAACUGAUCUUGUAAAGUAUCUUAAGAGCCUUCAUGCUAUGGAAGGCCAUGUGAUGAUAGCUUUCCUGCCAACUGUUUUAAACCAGUUGUUUAGAGUUCUCACUAGAGCAACUCAAGAGGAAGUUGCAGUCAAUGUGACAAGGGUUAUUAUCCAUAUCGUUGCUCAGUGUCAUGAAGAAGGCUUGGAUAGCUAUUUGAGAUCUUAUGUCAAGUAUGCUUAUAAAGCUGAACCCUAUGUUGCUUCUGAAUAUAAGACAGUACAUGAAGAACUGACAAAGUCCAUGACAACAAUUUUAAAGCCAUCCGCUGACUUUCUUACAAGCAACAAGCUACUUAAGUACUCAUGGUUUUUCUUUGAAGUUCUGAUAAAAUCGAUGGCUCAGCAUUUGAUAGAAAACUCUAAAGUGAAGCUGUUGCGAAACCAGAGAUUUUCUGCUUCCUUUCAUCACGCAGUUGAAACAGUUGUUAAUAUGCUAAUGCCACACAUCACUCAGAAGUACAGAGACAAUCCAGAGGCUUCAAAAAAUGCAAACCAUAGCCUUGCUGCCUUUAUAAAAAGGUGUUUUACUUUUAUGGAUAGAGGCUUUGUUUUCAAGCAAAUCAAUAACUACAUCAGCUGCUUUGCCCCAGGAGAUCCAAAGACUCUUUUUGAAUUCAAAUUUGAAUUCCUCCGUGUAGUCUGUAAUCAUGAGCACUACAUACCUUUGAAUCUACCAAUGCCAUUUGGAAAAGGCAGAGUUCAGAGAUACCAAGACCUUCACCUGGACUAUUCAUUAACUGAUGAGUUCUGUAAAAAUCACUUCUUAGUGGGACUGCUUCUAAGGGAGGUGGGCAAUGCAUUACAAGAGUUUAGAGACGUGCGGCAGAUUGCCAUUAGUGUGCUCAAGAAUUUGAUGAUAAAGCAUUCUUUUGAUGAUAGAUAUACUUCCAGGAACCAUCAAGCAAGAAUAGCAACUAUGUAUUUGCCACUCUUUGGACUACUCAUAGAAAAUGUUCAGCGAAUCAAUGUUAAAGAUGUGUCUCCGUUUCCUGUUAACCCUUCCAGCAAUAGUGCAAAGGAUGAUGCACUUAAUUUGCCAACUGCAAGUCAGCUAGUAACACCACAAAAAUCAGGAAACACAUUGGAUAACAAUCUUCCUAAAGAUCUAUUUGGUGUUAUCUCUGGCAUUGCUUCCCCAUACACCACAUCAACUCCCAAUGUUAAUAGCGUGAGGAAUGCUGACUCAAGAGGCUCUCUUAUAAGUACAGACUCGGGAAACAGUCUCCCAGAAAGACACAGUGAGAAAAGCAAUUCUCUUGACAAGAACCAACAGAGCAGCACUUCAGGAAGUUCAGUUGUUCGAUAUGACAAACUUGACCAAGCAGAGAUCAAAAGUCUGCUCAUGUGUUUCCUUCAUAUUUUAAGAAGUAUGUCAGAAGAUGCACUGUUUACAUAUUGGAACAAGGCCACAAAAGCUGAACUCAUGGACUUUUUCACGAUCACAGAAGUAUGCUUACAUCAGUUCCAGUACAUGGGAAAACGAUACAUAGCCAGGAACCAGGAGGGGUUGGGAUCCAUAGUUCAUGAUCGAAAAUCUCAGACAUUGCCUGUUUCCCGUAACAGAACAGGAAUGAUGCAUGCCAGAUUGCAGCAGCUGAGCAGCCUGGAUAACUCUCUCACUUUUAACCACAGCUAUGGUCAUUCAGAUGCAGACGUUCUUCACCAGUCUUUACUUGAAGCAAAUAUUGCUACUGAAGUUUGCCUUACAAUUCUGGAUACUCUGUCAUUAUUCACAAUGGCUUUUAAGAAUCAGCUACUCACUGAUCACGGGCACAAUCCACUGAUGAAGAAAGUAUUUGAUGUAUACCUCUGCUUCCUUCAAAAGAAUCAGUCUGAAACAGCAUUGAAAAAUGUCUUCAUUGCUUUAAGGGCACUUAUUUAUAAGUUUCCUUCUACGUUUUAUGAAGGUAGAGCUGAUAUGUGUUCUGCACUGUGCUAUGAAAUUCUGAAGUAUUGUAAUUCCAAACUGAGUUCAAUUCGUACUGAAGCUUCACAGUUACUGUACUUCUUAAUGAGAACUAAUUUUGAUUACACAGGGAAGAAGUCUUUUGUUAGGACUCAUCUGCAGGUUAUUAUUUCAGUAAGCCAGUUAAUUGCUGAUGUUGUUGGAAUUGGAGGAACUAGAUUUCAGCAGUCUCUUUCCAUCAUCAAUAAUUGUGCCAAUAAUGACAGAAUUAUAAAGCACACUACGUUCCCUUCUGAUGUUAAGGAUUUAACAAAACGGAUUCGUACAGUACUGAUGGCUACAGCUCAGAUGAAGGAGCAUGAGAAUGAUCCGGAAAUGCUUGUAGACCUCCAGUACAGUUUGGCAAAGUCUUAUGCUAGUACACCUGAACUAAGGAAGACAUGGUUAGACAGUAUGGCAAGGAUCCAUGUUAAAAAUGGAGAUCUUUCAGAGGCGGCAAUGUGCUAUGUCCAUGUAGCAGCACUGGUUGCAGAAUAUCUCACACGAAAAGGGAUGUUCAGGCAAGGUUGUACUGCUUUCAGAGUAAUAACACCUAAUAUAGAUGAAGAGGCUUCAAUGAUGGAGGAUGUUGGAAUGCAAGAUGUUCACUUCAAUGAAGAUGUGCUGAUGGAAUUGUUGGAGCAGUGUGCUGAUGGGCUCUGGAAGGCAGAACGCUAUGAACUCAUUGCUGACAUAUAUAAACUUAUAAUUCCCAUUUAUGAAAAGCGGAGAGAUUUUGAGAGGCUUGCUCAUUUAUAUGACACUCUUCAUCGGGCAUACAGUAAAGUAACAGAAGUUAUGCAUACAGGCAAGAGACUGCUGGGAACUUAUUUCAGGGUAGCUUUCUUUGGACAGGCAGCGCAAUACCAGUUUACAGACAGUGAAACAGAUGUUGAGGGAUUCUUUGAGGAUGAAGAUGGAAAAGAAUAUAUCUAUAAAGAACCUAAACUCACACCUCUUUCAGAAAUUUCCCAAAGACUCCAAAAACUCUACUCUGACAAAUUUGGGUCUGAAAAUGUCAAAAUGAUUCAGGAUUCUGGCAAAGUAAAUCCUAAGGAUUUAGAUUCAAAAUAUGCAUAUAUACAAGUUACGCAUGUAAUUCCAUACUUUGAAGAAAAAGAGUUGCAAGAAAGAAAAACAGAUUUUGAAAGAACUCAUAACAUUCGUCGCUUUAUGUUUGAGAUGCCUUUUACUCAAGCUGGUAAAAGACAAGGAGGAGUAGAGGAACAGUGUAAGCGGCGGACUAUUUUGACAGCUAUACAUUGUUUCCCAUAUGUGAAAAAGCGCAUUCCAGUAAUGUACCAGCACCACACAGAUUUAAACCCAAUUGAAGUAGCCAUUGAUGAAAUGAGUAAAAAAGUUGCCGAACUGAGGCAGCUUUGCUCUUCAGCUGAAGUAGAUAUGAUUAAAUUGCAGCUGAAGCUACAAGGAAGCGUCAGUGUUCAGGUUAAUGCUGGUCCAUUAGCAUAUGCAAGAGCUUUCUUAGAUGACACAAACACUAAAAGAUAUCCAGACAAUAAAGUAAAGCUACUAAAGGAAGUUUUUAGGCAAUUUGUUGAAGCUUGUGGGCAAGCGCUGGGUGUAAAUGAACGACUUAUAAAGGAAGAUCAGUUGGAAUAUCAAGAAGAAAUGAAAGCCAACUACAGAGAAAUGGCAAAAGAACUUUCUGAAAUAAUGCAUGAACAAAUCACUGCAGUUGAAGAAAAGGCCAGUGUUAUUCCUAAUUCGCUGCACAUUUUCAACGCCAUAAGUGGAACUCCGACAAGCACAACAGUUCAUGGGAUGCCCAGUUCUUCUUCAGUUGCAUGAUUGUUUUGUAAAGGAAAGUAUGUUCGUUUUUUUUAAAGUAUGUGGAUUUGCUUUAUUGUGUGCAAACUCAGGAUGAUUUUGAAGCUAAAUGUUGGGCACGUGCAAGCUGCAUCAUUUAUACGAAUGUCUG
Mesitornis unicolor (brown roatelo) is the source of this 5968-nucleotide messenger RNA. It is a transcript of the gene DOCK9, whose product is annotated as dedicator of cytokinesis 9. Gene Ontology annotation, molecular function: guanyl-nucleotide exchange factor activity. Gene Ontology annotation, biological process: positive regulation of GTPase activity; small GTPase-mediated signal transduction. Lineage: Eukaryota; Metazoa; Chordata; Aves; Mesitornithiformes; Mesitornithidae. The transcript has 50 exons. The record is from RefSeq and is a predicted model, not a curated record. The annotation marks the transcript as partial.